This is a messenger RNA of Amoebophrya sp. A25, 1896 nucleotides long. The record is from the annotation of a GenBank genome assembly. Lineage: Eukaryota; Dinophyceae; Syndiniales; Amoebophryaceae.
AUGUGGUGGUCGUUUACUGUGAAGUGCGGGACCUAUAGAUGGAUACCACAAUCAAAAAUAUGCACGGAGAUGACUGCGUACGUUAGUUUUAAAUGGCAAGGUAUUUCUAUUUAUAUCCCAAUCCGUCCUCUCUUGGGGCGACGUCAUAUAUUACAUUAUGUUAGGCGGAAUUUGAGCAUGUUGGAAAGAAAAUCAGUCUUUUUUGUAGUUCGUUGUAUGGAAACCAUCAAAGUCAGGAUUGAUAAUUUAUCGGCGCGAAACUACGAGCCAGAAAACAAAAGUGUGGGGGAGCAGGAUUACUGGUGAGGCGUAACUCGGCAAUGGUUGACGCUGUUGCUGCGUUCCGAAAUAUCUAUACGAAGAUGUAUCUGGGUGAACCUACUGAUAAUCAGGGGCAGCGCGCCGCCUGCGCCUGGUAUAAUCGAUCUGAUGUUCGAUGCCGCGCAGGUGGUCGCCCGCUCGUGGUUUCAAAAAAACAAAAGACCAGAACUAAACUUAUACAACUUAGUUGUAGUAAUAACUAGAGGAGCAGGGACCACGGGAAUAGUAGAGUUUCACAGGAGCUUGGAGUAGAGCUUGAAGGAGCGCUUCUCCAAGCUCCUUGCUUCUCCGCUUGUUACUUCUCCGAAAUUUGAAGCAAAAAUAUAUAUGUGAAGUUUGUUAUCCGGAGUUGUUCUGCAUUUGAAGGAUGUUGCGUCUAAGUACAAAAACUUGAAGUUCUAGUUCUCUUUUCUAUUCACAAGUAUGUUGAUUUCUUGAGGGCAUUGGAGCCUCAUCCUCGUUGCAGUUUGUUCUGUUCUUCCCAAUUCUCAAGCUAAGAGAUAGAUUACAACCUCCUAGGCAUGUUUAAUAUGAUUUCUUUUUUUUGCUGUGGAUGUAGGAGUCAGUACGUAGAAGUACGACCCGGCCUCUAUCAUGAUCUACCAAAAAUCUAAAUUCGAUGAAUCCUUUUAUGUACUUGCUGUCGAUUAUGUUUUCUAGGAAUUGUACAAUAAACUUCCGUUGGAGCAGAAAUUCUAAAACAGCUAUUUGAUGGCCGCUUGAUGCAUAAAAAAUCCUUUUGAAAUUCGAGAUGUAUGAUUAUGAACUUAUAAUAUUUAUAACAAAUAAUUGUAAUAAUUCAUUGUAAUUCAUGUUGUCUUGUUCAACGGUCCGUUGUUGUGUGUGAGUCGAUUCAUGGAAAUAUACCUCAAUUUUCAUAGCUCUACAACUUCUACCUCGAAUAAAGUCCAUCUUGGAAGGACGUGAAGAGGAAGAAAACGAAAAUGGCUAUGGCUGGGGAGUAUAGAUAUCUAACUGGGGUGGCACAUGGAAGAGCAGCUCUCGCUGGGCGUCAUGCUCGUCCACCACUGAAUCCGUUUCAUACAGGGUAUUUAGCAUCUCUCGUUCCUUGAAAUUUGUUAUCCAACAAAAAGAAACCAUUUUUAAUUUUAUCUGAGGCCAAAUACUACGUAUUCCCAGUAAUUAAAAAGAUUGUCGGGAAAAUUGUAGAAUCUAAACGCUCCACAAGAACCGACAAAGAUCAAGAUACGGCGUCCUUCUUCUUGAAACACCAGAUUCUUGAGACAACGACAUCAAGACGUUCUUCUACUUGUACAACAUUGUAGUUCGAAUCAACAAGAAGAGUUCGAGGAAUCUCUUUUUUAGACGACUUACAAUCGAGAGAAUGGCGGUACAAGGGACUUCUGGGACUGGGAGGUACAAGGAGCACACUUUGAAGACAACCAGAUGCACAGACUUCAUGGGAACAACAACAGGAGCAUACAGAGAGACAAAAAAACUCACAAAUAAGAAAAUUGCGAUGGUGUUAUGCGCCACUCAGUAGGGUCUCAGCUAUGGUGUAUUCUCUCAGACGUGUAAGCACCAGAUCACUGUGUUCUGUACCAUAAUAUCGUG